Molecule: messenger RNA, 5870 nt
Organism: Xyrichtys novacula (pearly razorfish)
Lineage: Eukaryota; Metazoa; Chordata; Actinopteri; Labriformes; Labridae
Source: the annotation of a GenBank genome assembly
AUAUAAGGGCAUGUCGGCACGGCAACGGCUGACGUCUGUCCGUCUAAAAACAGACCCAGAGACCCCCCCAGCACACACACACACACACACACACACACACACACACACACUGUGACACUGACACAGCAGACACACACACUGUCUCGAUCGCCGCUCUCUGCCUCGUCUUCUUCUUCUUCUUUGUUUCUUUAUUUGCCUCUUUUUUCUCACCUGUAGGACUCUUACCUGCCGUCCUCCUCCUCCCUCCGUCCCGUGUCUCCCCCGUGUCUCCCCCGUGUCUCCCCCCCCCGGCGCCCUCACCAUGGAGAGUCUGGAGAAGCAGCUCAUCUGUCCCAUCUGCUUGGAGAUGUUCACCAAACCUGUGGUCAUCCUGCCCUGCCAACACAACCUGUGCCGCAAGUGUGCCAACGACGUCUUCCAGGUGAGACUCACACACACACACACACACACACACACACACACACACACACACACACACACACACACACACACACACACACACACACACACACACACCUGUGAGAGAGAGCGAGAGAAAGAAGGAGUGUGUAUAGUUGAGGUCUGACGGGUGUGUGUUGCUUUCAGUCUGUGUUGUUUUUAAUGACACCUGUACCUGUCUGAUGCCCCGCCCCCUGCAGGCGUCUAACCCCUACCUGUCAACCAGGAGUGGCUCCACGGUGACGUCCGGGGGUCGUUUCCGCUGUCCAUCCUGCCGCCAUGAGGUGGUCCUGGACCGACACGGCGUCUACGGGCUGCAGAGGAACCUGCUGGUGGAGAACAUCAUCGACAUGUACAAGCAAGGCAGCAGCAGGUAACACACACACAGACACACACAGACGCACACACACACACACACACACACACACACCUGGAACCAGGCUCAUAUACACCUGUGCUCACCUAUACACUAUAAUAAAACACAAAGGUGACUCUCUCCUCUCUUGUCAAACAGCCUCAAAGCUGCGAAAACAAACAAACAACAAGAACACAAAAACAACAAAAACACAAAAACAACAACCACACUAACAAGAUCCAAAACAACAACAACAAAAAUCCAACAACCAAAAAACAGUCACGACAACAAAAACAAUCAAAACAACUAAAACAACAAAAAAAUAACAAGAUCCAAAACAAGGAAGAAAAAAAUAAAAUAAAUCUAAUUACCAAUAACAAAAAACCCUGAAAAAACAACAAAAAACAAAAACAAUCAAAAACAACAAAAUAAAUCCAACAAUCAUUCAAAAACAACAGCACUAACAAGAUCCAAAACAACAAAAAAAUAAAUCCAACAACCAAAAAACAACGACAACAAAAACAAGACCCAAAACAACAAUGAAAAAAAUCAUACAAAUAAAAAACAACAAAAAACCUUUACAACAAAACAACAAAACAACCAAAACUACAACAAAAAAUAAAACAAUAAAACCGACAACCAAAACCAGAAUAACAACAACAAAAACAACAACAAACACAACAACUUUUAUCACCUGAUCUAAAACUGUAUCUCGUUUUCCUCAAAUCCUUUAAUUGUUUAGAUCUAAAACCGUUAGACCCUCAGUAAGAUGAAAACAUUUAUUCUUUGGUUUGAUACUGACAGAAAACUGUGUCGUCCUAAAUCAAAGCUUCAGAUGUAAACAUUCUCCCUCCUAUUAAAGCAUGGUGGCUACAUGCUACCUAGCUACAUGCUAUCUAGCUAAAUGCUCACAGAUAUUUACUUGUUGUAUCUGACAUCAUCAGUCAGAAUAGGAGGAGUUUAAAGCUAAAAGCUCUUAGUGAUGAUAAACAUAUAAAAUAAUAACGUUAGUGAAUUCAGCUGACCUAACAGUCAUGCUACUGUAGCAUCUCGCUAACUAUUAGCCUGCAGAAUCUCUACGCUUAGGUCCUGUAAUGAUGCUAAGCUAAGCUAACUUUGUGAGCACAUGGUGAGCUACAUGUGCAGCUGUGUGUCAACAGGCUGUUUACUGAGGAGGAGGAGGAGGAGGAGGAAGACAGUGAUGAAGGUGACAGGUGUGUCUUAGCUGUUAGCCGUUAGCACAGUUAGCUGUGAGUCCAGUUCUAUUUUUAAAUGUGGGUCAAUGAGACAGCAGCUUCACAGGAAUGUCCCUCAGAAGGACGAGGACAUGUGCUUCAGGGUCCAUCACAGGAGAGUCUGCUUUUUAAAAAACAUCGAAAUAAAAUUCACAAUUAAGAAAUAAAGAAUUAAAACAGUGACUAAUGAGAGGAGAAACAUGAACACGUCAAAUUAUUGAGUAACAUUAAAACAGGAUCGUUUUCUCGUCCAGAUUUAAGCUUUUAGAAACACUGACAGAGUGUAACAGGAACAGUCUGUGAGGGUCUUUUAUACUGUGGCCCCAAAGGUUUACGGCAUAAACAUUUACAUUAAACACACAAAAAGAAAAACAUAAAAACAAUUCACACAAAAAAUAUUUCACAAAAUGCAAAAACACAUUUGAAAACAUAAACUUUUUCAUAAAACACAAAAAAUCAGAAACAAAAAAGCUUUUCACAGAAUAUUUAUUUCGAUAAAACUUUAAAUAAAUAACAAAAAUGGUUCAUAAAUAACUUUAAUCAUGUGUGUCAUAGUUACGUGUUUGUCAACUUUAACACAGAGAUAUCGUGUGUGUGUGUGUGUGUGUGUGUGUGUGUGUGUGUGUGCAGUCAGCCCGUCCCUGAGGUGAAGCAGCAGCAGCCGAUGUGUGAGGAACACGAGGGAGAGAAGAUCAACAUCUACUGCGUCACCUGCAGCGUUCCCACCUGCUCUAUGUGUAAGGUGUUCGGGUCGCACAAGGACUGCGAGGUCGCCCCGCUCAACAACGUCUUCCUCACGCAGAAGGUGAGGGGGGCGGACAGGGGAGGACGGGGGGGACAGAGUAAGAGACAGGGGGGACAGACUGGUGUUCACUGAAGGAGUCAAUCAGACGGGGUUAUGGGACCGUUUUCGUCUACAGACAGAUUUAACAGUCAGAGGAGUCGCCCCCUGCUGGUCAUUAGAGGGAGUACAGGUUUGUUCUGACUUUACCUAUAAUGUCCUCUUCUCUAUGACCACCUGUGUCAGAAACGCAGGCGGUACAAACUGACCAAUCACAGCUGUUGUUAUUUCUCUGUCAGACCUUGAGAGUCAGUGUUACUGUCUGACCACCAGAGGGCGCACAGACGCCAUCAUUGAGCUUUCCUAACAGAAACUGACUGUUCAGAGAUGUGAGAGGAGCUCUGUCUCCGUGUGACCCGACAGAGUUGGAGUUAUGUCAGAUUUAAAGUGUGUGUGUGUUUGUUUUUGUGUUAUUGUGGGGACCAGACACUGACAGACUCUCUCUCUUGUGGGGACCUUCUUGCUUGUGCAGAUAUUUUGUAAAGUCUUAACAAAAAGUGUGUGUGUGUGUGUGUGUGUGUGUGUGUGUGUGUGUGUGUGCAGGCCGAGCUGACCGACUGUAUCUCCAUGCUGGUUGGAAACAACGAGCGGACUCAGGCCAUCAUCAGUCAGCUGGAGGAAACCUGCAGAACUGUAGACGUGAGUUCAUCAAACCGCCGCUCUCUCAGAUUUUAACGUUGAAACUUUAACGAGUUUUUAUAAUUUAGACCUAAAUCGAAGUUUACUCUUGACAGUUACACUCACUUUAGUAACUCGGAUCAUCACUGUUUAGACCUGUAUAAUCUGUCGUCUUUAAUCAUCGCUGUUAUGGUUUCCCCUCCCCCGCUGCACACCUGCUCUACCUGGGCGCCGUGUUUGUGUGUCUCAGGAGAACGGGCGCAGACAGAAGUCGAAGGUGUGCGAGUCGUUCGAUCACCUGUUCGCCCUGCUGGAGGAGCGGAAAGGUGAGAUGACUCUGAGGAUCAACUGUGAGCAGGAGGAGAAGCUGGACUACAUCCGCAGCCUGAGGAGGAAGUACAGCGAGCACCUGGAGAACAGCGCCAAGCUGGUGGAGACCGCCAUCCAGACCCUGGAUGAGUCCGAGAUGGCCGUGUUCCUGCAGGUGACCCUGAACACACCACACCCUCACAGGAAGUCUGUUUGGAUGGUUCUGAUUGGUCACAUUUUCACAUUAAUUAAUUAGUUAAUUAACUAAUUGUUGAAUUGAUCAGUUAUUGAUCUUUCUUCUUUCCUCCUCAGACAGCCAAACCUCUGCUGCAGAAGUGAGUGUCCGUCUCAGACAUCAUGUGACUCUGUGUGUGUUGUCAUGGUAACAUGCCUGCAGGUGUCACUUCACCUGUUGUUUGUAUGUUUGGCGUUCAGGCUGGUGGGCGGCACCGACACCUCGCACAUGGAUAAGGUCCAACACGGCUACGAGAAGAUGGACCACUUCACCGCCAACUUUGAGCGCCAGAGGAGAGCGCUGAGCAAGAUCGACUUCGUCAAACGUAAGACGCACCUGUGUGACAUCAUUAUCUCACCAUCCAAUCAGAGACAAGGAGGAUGAACUCAAGAGAGGGCUGAGACGACAGAGGUUAUCUGAGACGAUUGAAAGCAGUCAGGAGAAACAUCAUCAUUAAUAUCCUGUCCAACGCCGGUACUUCCUGGUAUCGUCUCUGUGUGGUAAAUACUGCUCGUUACGAAGCGCUCUGAUUGGUCUUUAGGGAAUAAAAAGGACAGACUCCUCCUUUAAACAGUUUAUCUCAGAUGACUCUCAGGCGUCGGCGUUUCAUCCGCUGAGCUUCGUGACGACACUGUUAGCGAAACGUGUUAGCAUGGCUGAUGUUAUCGUACUGUUCAUGGCGUUGACCUCACAUGACCUCUGUGCCGUCCCCUUAGUCGACGAAGACGAUGAUGAUGAAGAUGACGAGGUUGUGGAGGUCAGAGGGACGACAGCAGGAAGUCGAGUUGAGCCGCCACCACCUCAAGCUACAGGACUGUCAGCCAAUCAGCAGCCUCUGCCGGCUGCUGUUCAGCCAACAGGAGCUCAACUUUCAGCCCCGCCCCCUCAGAAACCCUCAGAGGCUCCGCCCACCACCAGCAGCACCUCACAAACAAAGAGCCCCGCCCCUUCAACAUCUGCGCCUGUCCCUCUGCCCCUCCCCACUGCCAGCUCCGCCCCCCAGGUAUGACAUCAGUGUAACAUUCAGGUGCUGCUGGGAAAUCUGAGCGUCCUGUUUCUUAAAGACGGAGAAACCCUCCAAUCAGGAGGGUUAGUGUGUGUGUGAGUGUGUGUGUGUCUGUGUAUGUGUGUCUGUCUGUGUGUGUAUCUGUGUGUGUGUCUGUGUGUGUGUGUGUGUGUGUCUGUGUGUGUCUGUGUCUGUGUGUGUCUGUGUGUGUGUCUGAGUGUGUCCAGUUCUUAUCUAACCUCUAACAGCUGACCGUCUCUCCUGGUUCUGCAGCAGGUUCAGUCCGAUCAGCAGAACGAGUCUGAGGACAAAGAUGGACCCAAACACGUCUUCUCCUUCAGCUGGCUCAACCAGAAAUGAGACCAGAGAAACCAGUGAAACCAGUGAGUCCAGGACCAGGACCAGAACUGGGCCGGGCUUUUCUAUCAUUUUAUAACCACAGAAACAGAGACCGUCUUUGUACCGGGUCGGUCUGAACGUCUGUCUGUUAGAUAUUUUAUUUUUAUGUGUGAUCAUCUGUUUUAUUGUUCUGAAUAAAUUAUGUUUUAUUUUGAAGGGCUGUUUCCCGUCUUACUUCUAAUUAUUAUAAUAAUAGUAAUUAUUAUUAUCAAUAAAUAUAAAUAUUAACAAAUAUAAAUAUGUUGUCUAACAGGAUAAAUAACAGAUGUCCUGCUUACUGGAAGUCAAUCGAUUCAAUCUUGAUAUUAAAUCUCUAAAUCUAAUGAUUAAAAACAAAAUAUCAGAAUGUUGAUGAUUUAAAUUAAAAAAUUCUAAUUUCUCUGUAAAACCAGACGACUAAACCGAUUAAAUGAAAUAAUAACAAUAAUAAUCAA